Molecule: messenger RNA, 2404 nt
Organism: Leguminivora glycinivorella
Lineage: Eukaryota; Metazoa; Arthropoda; Insecta; Lepidoptera; Tortricidae
Product: TAR DNA-binding protein 43-like
Exons: 1
Coding region: 144-1379 (411 amino acids)
Biological process (GO): regulation of gene expression
Cellular component (GO): nucleoplasm
Molecular function (GO): RNA binding
Source: RefSeq, a predicted model, not a curated record
CCGUAGGUGACGUUUAAUUAAAUAUAAAUGUGAUUAUUUAUAUAUUUAGGAAUUUAAAACUUGUACAUUUGUAUAGUAAUAAGUAUAAUAUCCAUAUUUAAAAGUUUAUUUUUACCAAUAAUUUUGUUCAUGAAUAAUAUAUAAUGUCCUUCGAGUACUUACCCGUGGCCGAAGACGAAAAUGAAGAACCCAUAGAACUACCAAUCGAAGAAGAUGGAACAUUGAUGCUAACAACUGUGUCCGCGCAAUUUCCUGGUUGCUGCGGCCUGAAGUAUCGCCAUCCGGAAACGAAAAACAACCGAGGUAUAAGAUUAAGAGAUGGCAGGCUUUACCCUCCACCUGAAGGAUGGGGUAAUCACUUGUAUAUUUGCAGCUUUCCUAAAGAAAACAAAAGGAAGUCGGGAGAAAGCUCCGAAACAUCAUCAGUAAAGAACAAGAGAAAUGAUAACUUAUGCUCUGAUUUAAUAGUAUUAGGGCUGCCAUGGAAAGCAACUGAGCAAACUGUGAGAGAGUACUUUGAGAAAUUUGGUGAAGUCCUGAUGGCGCAAUUGAAAAGAGAUGCAAAGACAGGAAUGUCUAAGGGUUUCGCCUUCAUUAGAUUUGCUUCUUACACUUCGCAAAUGAGGGUGUUGGCUCAGAGGCACAUGAUAGAUGGCCGCUGGUGUGAUGUGCGAAUACCAAACUCCAAGGAGGGCUCAGUCAACUCUAUGCCCUGCAAAGUGUUUGUCGGCCGCUGCACUGAAGAAUUAACAGCUAAUGACUUAAGAGAGUAUUUUUCUCAGUUUGGAGAAGUUACAGAUGUUUUUAUUCCAAAGCCAUUUAGAGCGUUUAGUUUCAUUACGUUUUUGGAUCCAGAGGUAGCACAAAGUUUGUGUGGGCAAGAUCAUAUUAUAAAAGGUGUGUCUGUGAAUGUGUCUAAUGCGUCCCCUAAGCAAAACAAGAGUGGCUCCAACCAGCGGAAUUUACCAAGUAGAAACUAUGAUGAAGGCCAUAUGCACUCGGCAUCAAAUAACAACUCCUGGAGCAACCGUAGCAUGGAUAUGGUGAACAUGCAAGCCCUUGGUAUGUCUGGUCAGCAUGGGCAGACUGGAGUAGCCGGUGGAGGCGGGCAGGGACAAGGAGGAAGCAUGCCGCUGGGAAUGAGUGGCCUCCCUGUAAACCAAGCAUUGGUGGCGGCAGCACUGAACCAGGCAGCAGGUUGGGGGCUCAUCAACAACAUACCCUCUGGAGGAUCUGAUCAAGGUGCUUUUGCGGGUCCAGGGUCCUCAGCACCACCAGCUCCGCCCAACUUCCUCUCGUGGAUGCAGCAAGGUAACUCAGCACAGGGACCUUCUAGUCAGUGGGGACAGCGGCACCAGUCCCAGGGCCACUCGGUUUGAUCCAAUGUAUGAUUUGACAAGCUCAUGAUAAUCUCUGUGAUUGUAGCAACAUUUAGAUAAUUGUCAUUGGUAUAACGGGUUUUAGUCUGCUGCUGAGAGAUGGUUUGUUUGUACCUUCAUUGUUUGCUACUAAUGUUAUUUAUUUCUAAUGAAAUUGCUUGUGUUUUGUUGAGUUUCUUCAAAUCCGUAAUAUAAUUAAAUACCUCUUUGUCAUAGGUCCAACACAUGCUAAUGACAUCAACAGUUAUCAAUAUUGCUCAUAAUGUAUGUGGCUAUCCAUGACUGAAGGGUCUUUGUGUUUUGUGUUCAAGAAGGUUGUUAUUGCACAUGAAGCACAAAACCCAUUUUGUAAUAGAAAGGCACAUUUACAUCCUUUAAAACAUAUUUUGAUUGACAUAUUUUCAUACUGAAGUUGGACAAAGGUUAGUGCUGGCCAUUAGUCUAUUUAAUAUAAUGAAUCCACAUGUAAUGUAAGAUUCAUGUUGUGUAUCUGGAUUGACUAAUGAAGCUAUGAGUCUUCAUUAGAAUAUUUAGAAUGGGUGAUAAGCACUUACUGAUUGUUUUCUUCACUUGUUGCUAAAUUGCAAGUGCACGGUAACUGGAAUCAGUGCUAGUCUUAUUGGUGUACCUAUUAUAACAAUAUGUGUAGAAUGUAUCAAUAUCCACAAGUUAAUAUACUAUUGCGUUGUCUACUGAAUGACUAUAUCUUGAAUAGUAAUGUGACUUAGAACUUGGCCAAGUCUGAAAGUUGCAAUUUGAUGAAAUAAAUCAAGUAUGUUCCUGGACCUUCCUGAACCCUCCUGGAUCCUUAAAGGCACAGCGAAGGCCUAACUCAAAAAUAAUAUGGGUGGCAAAUAAGUUUUCAGUUUUGCUUUUGUUCAACUACUGUCAUCUACCUUGACUCUUGUAAAAUUGUAACAGAGUAGGCAUCAUCAAUUUCAUUUACACUAUCUAAUAAGUUUAUACUUUAAUGCCAUGCUGUGGCAUAUGUUUAACUCUGCAGAACUAAAUACACAUAUACCUUC